Molecule: messenger RNA, 4869 nt
Organism: Oncorhynchus gorbuscha (pink salmon)
Lineage: Eukaryota; Metazoa; Chordata; Actinopteri; Salmoniformes; Salmonidae
Product: ubiquitin-conjugating enzyme E2Q-like protein 1
Exons: 3
Coding region: 540-1406 (288 amino acids)
Source: RefSeq, a predicted model, not a curated record
CAUCAUUAACCAUUCAAACCAGGUAGAGCAGCGGAAGCCAACCCACGUCUGGCCGGUCGUCCCUUUCCGCUGCUAUUUGUGUGUGUGUGAGCGCAGCGAGCUAACGAGGAUUGUGUGAGUCCUCGCCAAGGAUUAGCGGGGUUGGUUCGUCCUCAGUAACAUUAGAGACAGUGUCGCGGCAGCUGCAGUUAAAUCAAAGGCUUUAGCUCGCUUUGUUGGAUGGUAACCGUUUAAUAUCCCUCUCGAUCCACUGUAAUAGCUGCUGUCAAUGCAGCUGAAGACUCGCAUUUUCGUCGCAUAGGUUACACGAGGACAUUGAGGGUUUAAUUUUUCCGAACGGAAUUAGAAAUGUCGGACCUCGUCAGAAUGAUGCACUGAAGAAGGAAUAGGCUACGUGCAAGCGUCUGUCCAGAGGCUGCAGUAUAGCUGAGGGAUUGCGGUGCAAAGGUUUUUUUUUACGGUUUCACCGUCUAACAUCAGUGGUUGGCUAUAAAGGGAGAAUCGUGAAUCUCGAUCCCCCUGCGCUCGGCGGAGACAUAAUGGCCACUCUACUGCGUAAAAUCGGUCUGAUUCGUCUUCACGACCGGGACACAGAGGACCCCAAGCAUCACCAGGGCUCGCUAAAGGGGACCAAGGGGAACACCAAGAACAACACCAAGCAGCACUCUCAGACCACCAACGAGACCAACAACCUCCUCAGCACCCCCGAGAUAAAAGCGAAGAAGCUGGAUCAGCACAGCAGCAAGGACAAACCGUCCGUAAAGGAUAAGCAACAGGCCAAGGACACCAAGGAGAAACAGCAGAUGGGAGGCGGAGGAGGAGGAGGUGGGAUCGGGGUUGGGAAAUCAGCGACCAGUGCCUCGAUACCACCACUAGCCCCUCACCGGCAGCACUGCACCCAAGUCCGGACGAGAAGACUCAUGAAGGAACUCCAGGAGAUCCGGCGGUUGGGAGACAACUUUAUAACGGUCGAGCUGGUCGACGACAACCUAUUUGACUGGAACGUCAAGCUCCACCAGGUAGACAAAGACUCGGCGCUGUGGCAGGACAUGAAAGAAACGAACACCGAGUUCAUACUGCUGAAUGUCUCUUUCCCCGACAAUUUCCCCUUCUCCCCGCCUUUCAUGCGGGUGCUCACCCCCCGGUUGGAAAACGGGUACGUGCUGGAUGGCGGAGCGAUAUGUAUGGAGCUGUUAACCCCCCGCGGAUGGUCCAGCGCCUACACAGUGGAAGCCGUGAUGAGGCAAUUUGCCGCAAGUCUCGUAAAAGGACAGGGGCGUAUCUGCAGGAAAGCAGGGAAGUCCAAGAAGGCUUUUAGCCGCAAAGAGGCAGAGGCCACCUUUAAGAGUCUGGUGAAGACCCACGAGAAGUACGGCUGGGUCUCCCCCCCUGUGUCUGACGGCUGAGGAAAGAGGUUGGCCAUGAUGCUAGCUAGCCAUGCUAACCACGACACACCACGCUAAUUCAACUCCUCCUCCUUCUUGACACUACAGCUCCACCGCUCCAGUUGUUUUGUUUUUAGUUUUUGUUGUUUCAAUCACCUCACUGAAACUCUUCAGAAAAAUGAACAAACGAACGCUCGUCAUCGAGGUCUACUUCUUCACUUUGCCGAUCAUUGCCAUUAUCAAGUCGUCAUUUCUCCACAUCCUUCCAGCGCUGCACUCCUCUUUCCCUCGUUCCCUCCCUCCUUCACUUUCUCUUUCUCUCCCUUCGGCUGAGUAGAGGGUUCAGAGUGAGGUGUGUCUGUCAGUGGAGGGUGUGUCAGUGGAGUGUGUGUCACAGCGGGCCAUGGAUUGGGUUUCCGACACACACACACACACACCCACACACACUGAGGGACAUUCAGACAGACUGUGUGGAUCUACGGGUAAAGACUGUGAAAGACUACUGCGAAGAGGGCAAUGUAUUCUCCUCUCCAACCUGUACCCCACCUUCCCUGCUCACCUUCCCUCCUCUCCUCUUCUCCUCUCAUCCUUCUCUCCAAGCUGACACCACACUGCACUGAACUGUAGUCAAACUUUCCAUCCCCUCUGCCUGCUUGAUCAUUUACCUACAAACCAGCCUGUUGAUGUUUAAUAGACUGGCUGUGCAGGACGGCAACUCACGCAUUCACCCCUUCCUUUUCUCUUCUUUUUCCCUCUGUUCCUUUCUUUUCCUUUUGACUGUGCUGUUUUUCACAGUUCAAUGCAACAUGAAGAUUGUAAUGUAUGUAGAGCUGUGCUCUCUAUCUCUCUAUCGUCCGUUCUCCUCUCUCUCAUUGUCUCCCUCUUUGUGGCUAAAUGUAGACCUCACUGUGUUUGCAUACAUGGUUAUUGAUUUCUAAUGGAGAAAAAACAUCACUUGUUUUAUAUCCAGAGACUCUGUACGAUGAAGAGAAUGGCAGUCAACUACAGCGCUCUCUCUCCUCUCUCCCCUCUCCUCUCUCUCUCUCUCCCCUCUCUCUCUCUCUACUCUUUCUAGCUCUCUCUUAAUCUCUCUCACCUCUCACUCUCUCUCUCUUUCUCUCGUCAUAUUAUCAUAUGUAGGAGAAGACCAGCAGCUAUAAUUCCCAUGAUUUAGAUAUCAGAUGGUCGAGCUAAUAACCAGGCACAUGAAGGGUGUGUGUGCUUUCAUGGAUGUGCGUGUCUCAACAUGGCUUUUCAUUGUGUUCCUAUGUGAUGGUAACUGUACGAUGCUGAUCUCUUUACCGUCAGUAUGCCAGUAAUGGUAUUAGUACAUUAUUACUGUAUGGAGAUGUUGUUACAGGGGUAAUGAUGAUGAUGUCCUGACCAGAGGAAAUGAUCAUCUCUACUAGUUCCCCAUGGGAUUGUACACCACACACUUCAGAGUGGCUAUUUUGCAUCGGCACAUCACACACACACUCCUCAAUAUUUAGCGCUGAUAUUCAUAUGUGCACACACACACACGAUACCCCUAAUGAGGAUGAGGAUGGACAAAGCAGAGCCCUGGUGAGGAUGGAGUGGUGUAAUAAUAAACGAGUGUCCUCUGAGAGAUGAGCGUGUCUCAGUGAGCUCCUGAUUGAUGUCUGGAUGAGAGGGAGGAAGAGAGGGAACACGGGAGGAAGAGGAAGAGAGAAGGGUGCGUGGCAAGCUUUGAUGUUUCCCGCCGGCUUCUCAAAAUGUCAGCUGGAAUCCAAAAUGGCUGAAGAGAAGCGUGUGUGUGUGUGUGUGUUUCAUAACAAUUACACACACACACACACACACACACACACACACACACACACACACACACACACACACACACACACACACACACACACACACACACACACACACACACACACACACACACACACACACACUCUCUCUCUCUCUCUCUAGCCUCCAAGUCACUCCUAUGCCGUGCAUUAUAUGUGUGGCUGUGAAUGAGCACUACAGAGAGAUAGCUGCUAAUUGCGGUGAAAUUUGAACAGAGACACAGAGUUGUCAGAUGAAUAACUAGUGAGAGUGAUGCCAUCAUAUGUCCUGCUCUGCUCACUCACUCACUCACUCACUCACUCACUCACACACACACACACACACACACACCCAACUCUGCUCUGCUCUGACAUUCUGUUACUCUCACUUCCCGGAGCUCCACACAUCUAAUUUUUUGCUUUACAUUGUGUGUAAGGCAAUGUUCAUACAGCAUGUUCUUAUACAGUAUGUUCCUCAUCAGGGGGGAUGACAUGCGUGUGAGAGGGGUUGCUGUGUCUGUGAUGCUCCCUUGGGGAAAGAAACAGAAAUCACCAUCUGGUAUCUAAUCAUGGGAAAGGGUAGGUUUCAAAAUGGUACCCUACUGUAAUACCCAUCUAGUGCACUACUUUUGACUAGAGCCCUAUGUAGGGAAUAGGGUGCCAUUUGGGAUGAGGCAUAAGUCAAUGCUGAUGAUGGUCUUCUCUCUUCUUUUGUGGGCAGUGAAGUCAGGGUUGGCUGUGGGUGUUUCACUGGGCGAUGAGAGGAGAAAUCUACUGUAAAGUGAACAAUUAAUAGAAGAUGAAAUAUCUCCAAAUUGGGUGUUUGCUGGUUUAAAAAGUAUCAUUUUGUGAUAUAGUUUAGAUCGGUAGUUUGCAGACACUAACUGAGUGAAUCGAUUCUGUAUUAUAUCUGCAUGUGGUAAGUGAUUGGUAGCUAGCUAUCUUUUUUUCAAGAAAAGCAACGAAAAAAACGAAGUCGGGUAAAAAACGAACAGUAAAAUGCUUCUCUUCUCUUGUUCUCUUGAUUUCUGUUUUCUGUAUGUAUAUUUUUCUUUCCGACUACCCUAAAAAAUAUUGUCACGUUGUGUUCUCUGAAUGUUUGUGUUUUAAUUUAUUUGUGGUUUGCCAAAAUGAAGAUUUUGAAGCAUGUCGCAGGUAUUGUCACAGAAAAAGAGAAAAAUAAAUCCGAACUAAGAAUGAUGAUGUGUAUCUGUAUCAGAAGGGUGUUCAGGUGUAUAUUUUGUGGGAGAUUUUCAAGGAACCAGAUUAAGAAGGACUAGAUAAUGAUGUCAUAAAGCCCCAACAUUCUCCAGGAAGUUAUCUGUCACAAGGAGCAGAAUUCUAUGGAGCUCAAUGGAACUGAAGGAUCAGUCAACUCUUGGCUCUCACAUGUAUUUCCUACUCUCCUCUGUGAUAUCACCAAUGUCCAUCCUUCUUUCUCUGGUUCCGGACUGCGUUACUGCUUGGGUAGAAGUUGGCCUUAGGCACAGAUCUAGGAUCAGCUUACCCUGCCUAAACCCUAACCAUUAGAGUGGAAUGUGCAAAUAUGUUCCUAGAUCAGUUUCUAUGAGCAACUUCACCCUACUCCCGACUGAAGUGUCUAGUCCAGACCGAGGUCAACGGUUCAAAAGGUGAAAGGUCGUUGCAAGACCAAACAGGAAUGUGCAAUAAAAGUUACGGCUUAUUGAAACUGA